AUCUCCCAAGGGCAAACCUCACAACUCAGGCCCAAGUCACGGGAAUCUGAAUGGUGGGGUGACCUUCUCCUCUAGUUUAAUUUCAUUGCAAUACUGAGAAACUUCAACUGUUUUGUCUUUAGAAGGGAAAUUCAUGUUUGCGCCAGGCCAGCCUUUGUAAAAGCCUUUGAUUGGAUUCACUAGAAGUCUGUCUUCCCGCAGUACAUAUAUUGUGAAUUUUCUGCUUUGGCAUUUCAACCACUUGGAAUGGCCACUAAAGUCUUGAGUUCUGGAACCUCUGGAUUUGAUCUAAAGUAAAUUCUGAUUCUGUGUUGAUGGGGAACCAUUUCUCUCUAACACUGUGGUUUCUUUAAGAUGUUUGACUUGGGCCACAUGAGAAUAACAGAUCGUUGGGCAGUCCAAGGCUGGAGUGCAGUGGUGAGAUCUCGGCUCACUGCAACCUCCACCUCCCAGGUUCAAGUGAUUCUCCUGCCUUAGCCUCCUGAGUAGCUGGGAUUACAGGCGUGUGCCACCAUGCCUGGCUAAUUUUUGUGUUUUUAGUAGAGACGGGGUUUCGUCCUGUUGGCUAGGCUGGUCUCGAACUCCUGGCGUCAAGUGAUCCUCUUGCCUUGGCCUCCCAAAGUGCUGGAAUUACAGGCAUCAGCCACCGCACCAUCUUUUUCUCUUUGUUGAGCUGGCUCCAACCACCAUGAUGAGCUGAUUACAACCACCAAGUUUACUAGUCAGGUAAGAAAUAUUCAUCAAAUGCCCAUUGUGGACAAGCCACUUUGCAAGGCUUAGUGGAGGUGUUGAGGCACAGAGAGCACUCCAUAGUGGAGUCCUGGCCUUCAAGAAGAGAGAAGGCAGUUGCUAGAAGUGGGCCUGCCUUAGCCUCUCACUUCCUGCCCCAUGGACUCCUGCUAAAUCUCCCAAGUUCAGGGUUGGCUCCUUUCCUACAGGAAGCAGAUACAAGGUUCUAAGCAGAAGCAGUUUCUUUUUUGCUACUGUUGUGGCCUUCUUUCAGACUCUCACCUGAAUUCUAGCUCCUUGUAGCAUCAUCUUCCCACCUGGGCCCUCCAUCCCAUCUGUUUCUCUGACCUCAUCUCCUUGACUUGGCCGUAACAGGCCCCCAAACCCAGUGGAGUAUGGACAGUUAUAAAUGGCGGCCCUGUCACCUGCUCUUCAGGCCUUUGCUGUUUAACCAGUCUCCUGGACUCCUUUCUAGCCCUGGACUCCUUUCUAGCCCUGACCUCUAUUGCAGAAGACUCCCUAGUCCCAGGCCUCUGGCCCAGCCAACCCCUGCACACGCUGCCUUUCUUCCAAGGCCAGGUCUCUUGCCUUGACUCCACUGCUCACUUAGCUGUCUUUCUGCCGACUCCUCCACUGACUGCAAGCUGCCUGAGGGCAAGGUCCAACCAGCAUCUAGCACAGGACUCACAGCACAAGAUUUGUACUGUUAAAGCAGCAGUUACAAGUGGCAAAAGCCUCCUGAUCUAGCAGCCAAGACUGCCCCUGACCUUUGGCCAUGUACCCCAACCCUCUCGUCUAUUGCACCUGCUGGGACCCCUGGAACUUGGGACCACGGAAGCUAAUCAAGACCCCUCGACUACCAUGCAAGAACUCCACAGGGAGGUCCAAGCUAACUCCUCUUCUACCAGCUCCCAAAAAUCACAAUUACCUCCAACCAACAAAACCUGUUGUUUCCCCAAAAAUGAAAAUCCAUUCAGCAAGGCAAGAAGAGAACAAUAAAUCAUUUUAUGAAGUGAUCAACGUGUCACCUGGCUAUCAACUUGUUCGGAAUCGGGAACAGAUUUCUGUCACCUUAGGGGAUGAGAUGUUUGAUAGGAAAAAGCGGUGGGAAUCGGAGAUCCCGGACAAAGGCAGAUUUUCCAGGACCAACAUCAUUUCUGACCUAGAAGAGCAAAUCUCAGAGCUGACAGCAAUAAUUGAACAAAUGAACAGAGACCACCAGUCUGCCCAGAAAUUGCUCUCCAGUGAAAUGGAUCUCCGCUGUGCUGAGAUGAAACAGAACUUUGAAAACAAGAACAGGGAGCUCAAAGAGGCCCAUGAAGCAGAACUCAGUGAGUUGGAGAACAACUACAAAGCAGCCUUGAAGGCGGAGAAGUUGGCUGCCCAAGAGAAGCUAGAGGAGAUGGGAAAAGAAUACAAGUAUUUGAAGAAUAUGUUUCGUACAUAUCAGGACAGUAUUUAUGAUGAAAUGGAAGAGAAGUGGUCAAAACAGAAGGCAAAAUGGAAGAAGGAUGAGAAGUUGGAGCGAGAAAAUAUCCUGCUACAGCAAAAAAAAAAGGUGACCAAAAAAUUCGAAUUGGAGUCAAGAGAAGAAGAGAAGAAAAUAAAUGAAUCCUGCAGUGCUGUCUUUGAGAACUUCAUUCGAGAGAAGGAGGAGCUCUUGAAACAACAUCAAAGUGACACCUUGCAAUUAGAAGAGCUGAGAAAAACCAAAGAGGUCAUGGAGGAAGAAUUGCAUGCACAAGCCCUUAUCCUAGAGUCACUUAACACAAACCUCUACUAUACCCAGUUGGAACUCCAGAAAGAGAAAGCUAUAGUGGGAAAUCUGGAGAAAAUGCUUCAAACCAAGUUUGCUGAAGCUGAAGAAAAGUAUAAGCACACCAUACAGAUCCUGACGGAAGAGAACAUUCAUCUGAAGCAAAAGAUAAUUUCUAAGAAUGAAGAAAUUUAUGAAGGAUGUUCUGGGAGAUUGGCCUCUAUUACUGUUUCUAAGGAUGAUUCUGACACUGUGGAAGAUGGUAGCAAGAAAGGACAAGAAUCAUAAACAAAAAGUUGCUCUGCAUUGUUGAAGAUGGUUGGCACACCAUUUCUGUAGGCCCAGGAAACUCCUGGGAGGGUUUUCUUGAGAAAAUGCAUAUAAUGAAUUUAGUUCUUGGGUUGCUCUGACUCUCUGAGUGGCUGAAAAUGUUUGAAUUCUCAUCUGAAUUUCACAGCUUAUCAUGGACUCUUCAUUGAAAAAUGAUGCUCUCGGUACUGGGAGCUGAGCUUUCUCUGAGUUUUGUACUAUUUUUCUUCCACCUUUACGUAUUUCAUUAGAAAGAAACUGAUUUGGAGGCCUUCUUCCUAUUGAACUUUUACAAUAUUUGGGAGGUGUACCUUUGUCCCCUGAGGCAUUUAGGUAGCAAAAAAAGAUGAUGUGUUGAUUUUACUCUAAAAUAUUUUUCUCUCACACCCAUGCCUCCUACUUCCCUACCUCUCAAUCAUGUUCCCUAACCUAUGACUUAGGAAGGGUUUUUGAUGAUUCUUACCACCUUCUCUGGACCAUCAUCAGAAUUCAGACACCCACAGGGCAGGCAACAUAAAUAAGUAAAGUGGGCUAGACAUAAGGAAAACAAUUGCACAAGCACAGUGAUAAGUGGCAACCAACAGCAGCCUCAGUAGAGGGGCUUGGGCAGGGCUGGGGCACAGCGGGUGGGGAAGAGUGACCCACAGAGCACAGUCCCAUCUGAAGAAGGUGCUUCUCAGACCUUUGCCAUGCAAAAUCAUGAGGUCAAUAUUGUCAGAUAUUAUGAUUUUUUAAAAGAAGUUAUUCUGGUUUUUAUGUGAUAUCUCCUAAUUUUUAAACGUUGACAACAAAUUUUAAAAAUACAACUGUGUGUGCUAAUCAUGGGAGACUCAAGUAGAACAUGUCUGUGGUCCAGAUGUUUUCCACCUGUGAGAUGUCAUUGGCAGAAACCAAAACCAAACACAAAAAAUCUCCAAGGAGCAAUAAGAUCAAAUUAUAUUUUAUUCUAUUAAAAAAUGUUUUU
Molecule: messenger RNA, 3758 nt
Organism: Pongo pygmaeus (Bornean orangutan)
Lineage: Eukaryota; Metazoa; Chordata; Mammalia; Primates; Hominidae
Gene: FLACC1
Product: flagellum associated containing coiled-coil domains 1
Exons: 16
Coding region: 1505-2773 (422 amino acids)
Cellular component (GO): cytoplasm
Source: RefSeq, a predicted model, not a curated record